Messenger RNA from Fusarium subglutinans, 1527 nucleotides. Its product is annotated as pantothenate transporter liz1. Gene Ontology annotation, molecular function: transmembrane transporter activity. Gene Ontology annotation, cellular component: membrane. The transcript has 3 exons. The coding region runs from base 1 to 1527 and encodes 508 amino acids. Lineage: Eukaryota; Fungi; Ascomycota; Sordariomycetes; Hypocreales; Nectriaceae. The record is from RefSeq and is a predicted model, not a curated record. Gene Ontology annotation, biological process: transmembrane transport.
AUGUCGACACCAGUGAAUGACACUGCCUGUGAGGAGAGGCAGAAUAUUGCUUAUGUCGAGUCGACGUCGUGGUUGGCCAAGAUUCAUCCUUAUUUCAAGAAUCCGGCUCAUGUUUUGGUGCUCAAGCUUGAUUGCUUGUUGCUGGUAUGGGCAUUCAUCGCAGGUCUUUUCAAGGAUAUGGAUCAAUCUGCGACAACAGCUGCAUACGUCUCAGGAAUGAAAGAAGACCUCAAGCUCUACGGCAAUGAACUGGUGGAAUUCACGACGUAUUUCUCCAUUGGCUACGCUCUCUUUAUCGUCCCAUCGCAACUCAUCCAAACCCGCGUUCGACCAUCUCUCUUCCUCCCACUCUGCGAGAUCAUCUGGGGCUUAUUCACACUCUUCACAUACAGAGCUCCAAACGCAAAGACCGUGUUUGCCCUGCGAUUCUUCCUCGGAGUUUUCGAGUCGACAUCAUGGCCCGGCAUUGUGAACCUGAUCUUCAAUUGGUAUCGUCCCGAGGAGUUGGGAAAGCGACUCGCGAUCUUUGGCGUCAGCGGCGUCGCGGGAAACAUGUUUCUCGGCAUUGUUCAAGCCGCCCUCUACCGAAACCUCAACGGCGUGUCUGGCCUUGCUGGUUGGCAAUGGCUCUUCAUUAUCAGCGGUAUAAUGACUAUUUUCUGGGGUCUUGUCGGUCUUGUCAUUAUUCCAGACUCACCUGCCAUUACUCGAGCUCUUUGGCUCUCGGAAUCUGAGCGAGAACUUUGUCGUCUUCGAAUGAGUGACAGCGGCGUCAAGACCUCCAGAAUCAUCCCCUUCAAGACUCUGGUCCAAAAGAUGAAGCUCCUCAUCCUCAGCCCCCUCUCAUAUCUGUUUCUCGCAGCAUAUCUUCAAUUCGCCUGGAGUCAACGCGCAAACGCCUACUUUCUCCUCUUUCUAAAAGGCCUUCAAAACGCCGACGGAACACCCCGCUAUUCAGUCUACACCGUCAACCUUAUCCCACUUGGUGGCUACGCUAUAAGCAUAGUCUGCAACAUUGGUCUUAACGCUCUCAGCGAUUGGAAGGCCUGGCGCUGGCAAGUCAGCGUUGGCGCCGCCACUUUACAGCUCAUCGCAACCUCGGUUCUCUCCGGGUGGCCUGAUUCGUGGAAGACUAUCAUGGCUUUCUACUUUCUCACUUUUGCUACGGCUGCUUGGGGCUAUGCUCUCCUUGCGUGGCUGGCGGAGAUUUUGAGGAAAGAGCCAGAGGUGAGAUCUAUCUUGGUGGCUAUCGCUGUUACGCUUGUUUAUGCGGGACAUGCUUCUAUACCCCUUCGUGCUUGGCGAGUUAGUGAUUCGCCCAAAUAUCCAGUUGGUUUCCCGUUGGCUGCUGCGUUUAGUGUUGGAAGUAUCGUUGCUAUUAUGGGAAUGUGGUUUUAUGUCAGGAAGUACCCUGAUAUUGUAGCCUGGGGACUCGAUCCUGAAGGCGGCCAGGUGUGUGACGAGGAGGAGACUAUUCCAAGGGAUGAUGACCAGAAAACACCCGUGGAGAGAAGUGACCGAGUUUAG